Molecule: messenger RNA, 876 nt
Organism: Medioppia subpectinata
Lineage: Eukaryota; Metazoa; Arthropoda; Arachnida; Sarcoptiformes; Oppiidae
Source: the annotation of a GenBank genome assembly
AUUAAAUGGAAAAAUAUAUUAACGCUAAUCUCAACCAAACAAACUGAUGGGCAAAACAAUAGGGCAUUUGAUAGCGAAUGAAAGAAUUGUGUAAAUAUUUUUGUGCAACAAUUCUGGUACAGAAUAUUCUGUGCGUUAAAUAAUUCUCAGUAAUUAUAAUAACAACAAAACAAAAACACUCAACAAAUCCCCGCAUAAAUGGCGAUAACAUUAAGAGACUUAUUGUGGAAAUGUGCGGCAAUUUGCGCGACAUAUCUGGCAAUACUGCCCGAUAGAGUGACCAGUUAUGCACUGUUGGACAUUAGGCAGGACGAGAAGGCAAAGUUAUUACACCGAUUGGACUCGUUGAAUAUACUCGCUUAUACCCUGUUGUUAAUAUUGACUGUGUGUACGAUAUGGCUGUUUAAGUGGCGCCGCAUACAGUUCCUGCACGAGACAGGUUUGGCCAUAUUUUACGGACUUAUUGUCGGCGCUAUUAUACGAUAUGUUGGAAACGAGUCACAAGUUUCACAUCUCAGUGUUAUACCGGAGCACAACUACACGGCCAACAACUCGCAACUGAUACCGCCGGACGCCCUAUGGAUCAAAUUCAACGUACCGGUGGGCGACCACAACGCCAUGACUCCGGCCCCAGUGGUGACCAACACCAGUGGCCCGACACCGGUGGGGCCCACCGGCACAUCAGUGGAGCGCUACUACGCCUAUGUGUUCAAAGGGGAGCUCAUCAACCGGUACGACGAGAAGGCCGACCGACAGAUCUCAGAGAAGGCCACCUUUGAUCCCGAGAUCUUCUUCAACAUAAUUCUACCGCCGAUUAUCUUCAACGCCGGCUAUUCAUUGAAGCGCAGGUUUUUCUUCAGAAAUCUCGGUAACUGA